Messenger RNA from Pseudocercospora fijiensis CIRAD86, 902 nucleotides. RefSeq lists its product as uncharacterized. The coding region runs from base 1 to 561 and encodes 186 amino acids. Lineage: Eukaryota; Fungi; Ascomycota; Dothideomycetes; Mycosphaerellales; Mycosphaerellaceae. The record is from RefSeq and is a predicted model, not a curated record. The transcript has 8 exons.
AUGGUAGAAGAAGCCUUCAACUUUAGAUUUCCAGUUUCUAGUUUCCAAAUCCUCGCUGAUACAUACAAAUCAUCACCACGUUCAGUAAACACCAAAGGACCUGAAUCGAGAGCCGGUACUCUACCGACUCGCGUCGGGAGUCAGAUACCUAUCAUAACAGAUUCAAUAAUCAACGCCGGGGAUUCGCUGUUAGGUCAGCGAAACGGCGAAAAUUUUUGCAAGAUAAAUUUUAAUAUGUGUUUUUUUGGGCAAACCACUCAUCGUGAGAUGCAUGAUGAUUUCAAAUACCCAUACUUUGACAGUUUCGAAGUGAAGAUGCUCCAGGACUGCAAGCGUCUAGCAAAAGCAGACUCGUCCUUUCAACACAUCGUCCCGCCCAUUCAGAGGCCAACACGAAAGCGUUGGGCUCAUGAGAUCAAACUCCUGUACAGCAGUAGUAGUGUCCUUUUUUUCCCUGGCCAGGGCGACAUCCAGUCAAGCCCUCGUGUCCGUGACUCCGCGCUUGCAGGCCCGCAGAACUUUUGUCGUGAUCGUGAUUUUCAUAAUAAUACAAAACGGUGAAGACAAGGUGCACGCAUCCUCCGAGGCUCCGAACAUGUGCCGCCCAUGGGUAUUGUCACCUACGGGCGGCGUUCCCCAAGGUCGCGCGUGGUCCGAACAAGGAUGUCGGGUCCGUAAAGAUUUUGAGAAAUGACUGCUUUCUUGAUGGCACCCUCCGAUGCUGGAUUUUGGCGUAUUGAACCAUUGGUCCAACGAUGUCCGCUUCUUCCACCUUGGGGAACUUUGAUGGCUGGUUGGGAUCCUCCAGUAAUGGCAUUUUCGAGAUGGCCUGCGUCUCGGCCAAAGGCUGAUAGAAUGUGUUAUCGGCGCUAACCUGAGCUUCGGCAUUGGCUAUCUCGUGG